AUGGACAACAGCAGAGUGAACAAAGAACCAAAGCAGAAAUUAAACUUUCCCUGCUGUGAAGAAGAGACUGAGGCGGAAGGGCAGAAGGAGGCACAAGAGAGCAGGAAGGCUCAGAGACAAACCCCGGAGAAGUCUGAGGUGCAGGAUUCAGAGGCCAAGUUCACACCUCCCAGGACCUCCCUUAGUUACGUACAAGAACUCGACACAUUUCAGGAAAAAGGCCAAGUGAGUCCAGAUCAGAUUUUGAGGACUCCCGUGUCAGACGCUCGCCAAUGCCCUGAAGCACCAGCCCAGACAGAAAACAGGAGUAAGCUGAUACGUUGUGAGAGUCCCUUCACUCCCAGAGGCCUGCUCAGCCAGUCGGUGAUUUCUCCAACAGGGAAGGUCUCCUCCCGAGGCUCAAAGCAUUUGAGGCUCACACCUGUUCCCCUCAAGGAUGAGAUAACCUCGCUGGCUCUGGUCAAUAUUAACCCCUUCACCCCAGAGUCCUAUAGAAAACAAUUCCUUCGGUCCAAUGGCAAGAGGAAAACCCGAGGAGAUCUUGAGGAGGAAGCUGGUCCAGGGGAAGGCAAAGUAGAACAAGGGCUGUCUGCCAAGAGAUGUGUUCUACGAGAAACCAACAUGGCUUCCCGCUAUGAAAAAGAAUUCUUGGAGGUAGAAAAAAUCGGGGUUGGGGAAUUUGGUACAGUCUACAAGUGCAUCAAGAGGCUGGACGGAUGUCUUUAUGCCAUAAAACGCUCCAUGAAACCUUUUGCAGGAUCACCAAAUGAGAAUUUGGCUUUGUAUGAAGUUUAUGCUCAUGCGGUGCUUGGCCAUCACCCCCAUGUGGUCCGUUACUACUCUGCAUGGGCAGAAGAUGACUACAUGAUCAUUCAGAAUGAGUACUGCAACGGUGGGAGUUUACAGGCGGCUAUAUCUGAAAACACAAAGUCUGGCAAUCAAUUCCAAGAGCCGAAGCUCAAGGACAUCCUUCUGCAGGUUUCCCUUGGGCUUAAGUACAUCCACAACUCUGGCAUGGUGCAUCUGGAUAUCAAACCUAGUAACAUCUUCAUUUGUCAUAAGAUGCAAAGUGACUCUCCUGUAGUCCCAGUAGAGAUUGAAAAUGAAGUGGAUUGGUUUCUCUCUGCCAAUGUGAUGUAUAAAAUCGGUGACUUGGGUCAUGUGACAUCAAUAAGCACACCUAAAGUGGAAGAGGGUGACAGUCGCUUCCUGGCUAAUGAGAUUUUGCAAGAGGAUUAUCAGCACCUUCCCAAGGCAGACAUAUUUGCCUUGGGACUAACAGUUGCAGUAGCUGCAGGAGCAGAGGCAUUACCCACCAAUGGUGCUGCGUGGCAUCGCAUCCGCAAGGGCCACCUUCCAGACAUUCCUCAGGAGCUCUCAGAACAACUUCACAAUCUACUCAAGAACAUGAUCCACCCUGAUCCAGAGGAGAGACCUUCGGCUGCAGCUCUGGCCAUAAGUCGAGUUCUCCGGCCCUCCCUGGGGAAAACAGAAGAGCUCCAGCAGCAGCUUAACCUGGAAAAGUUUAAGACAGCCACACUUGAAAGAGAACUGAGAGAAGCCCAGCAGGCCCAGUCCCCGCAGGGAGCCCACGGUAGCCCUGGAGUCUCUGGGACCCCCACUGGAUCAAGAAGCACCAAACGCCUGGUGGGAAGAAAAAGUGCAAAGUCUUCAAGCUUCACCUAUGGUAACUCAUUUCUGUAAGAACACAUUUCACACCAAUGCACCUUUUACCCUAUAGCUUCCAGAAAUAGAUACUGACCACGUCAACCUUCCUCUUACAAGUUGAAAGAUUAACCAACUUGAAUGCCCCAAAAUUUCUAGAGCCACUCCUAAUUUGGCACAAGAUCCUAAAGCUGUUAAGGCCUCCUCGUAGCUAUGGUCCUAGGUACAAUACUUGGUAGUCAUUUCUUUUCUCUGUUUACUUCUCGCACUUGCUGAUGCACAGUGGGAAAGCACGGGCCUCCGCACAGCCAGUGGACUGAGAGGCUGCUGAGGCCGCUCACCUACCAGGGGUCCCAGGGGCUCUCCAUGUACAUAGGAAUACAGUUUUGUUUUCUGUGAAGUACAAGUUCACAAGAAAAUGCGCCUGCCUUUCAACAAUGCUUCCCAAGUUAUAUGACAGUAUUCUGGAAAGAAUUCUCAGCCACUUUGAGCAAAUGGUUUUUUCUACUGUAUAAGCUGAAUAGAGACAGUCUUUUUCUCUGACAUUGUGAUUAUUAAAUGACUUCACCAUUAAGAGAGGUGGGCAGAAAUAAGACUAUAUAUAACUUGUGAUUUCUGAUCUGGGCGUUCACUUCUGGAACAAAGACACUAGGAAAAGGGCUUGAGGGAAAUCUGAUGUGGUUGUUCUCCAUCAAUCUAUUUGCCCUGAUCCUCUUGUGACUGUUAUGACUGGUUUUGAUGUUCUGGCUGUCAUCAAUUUCUCCUUGAUUUUACCAGAAUUUGACUUUGUUUCCUGUGAUUUUAUCAUUUUUUACCCAAAUCAUUUUCUCUGUAAAUAUUUUUAAAG
This is a messenger RNA of Manis pentadactyla (Chinese pangolin), 2512 nucleotides long. RefSeq names its product WEE2 oocyte meiosis inhibiting kinase (gene WEE2). Gene Ontology annotation, molecular function: magnesium ion binding; non-membrane spanning protein tyrosine kinase activity; ATP binding. The transcript is spliced from 11 exons. NCBI's taxonomy places the organism in Eukaryota, Metazoa, Chordata, Mammalia, Pholidota, Manidae. The coding region runs from base 1 to 1704 and encodes 567 amino acids. Gene Ontology annotation, biological process: regulation of meiosis I; protein phosphorylation; mitotic cell cycle. Gene Ontology annotation, cellular component: nucleus. The record is from RefSeq and is a predicted model, not a curated record.